GAUAGCAGGAUUCUUGUAGUCCGACAAUGCUGCAAUCCGCCAUCUUAAUAAAACCACACCCUUUUUUUACAUGGGCUCUUAUGGAAGUAUUUUUUCCAAGUGCUUUUUCUCUUAGCUGGAUUACAACUUCGACCAAAGAAAAAUAUACAAAAAUACUACAUCAUUCAGGGCAUAUAGGCAUUGUUUACAUAUGUAGGACCCAAACAUGUAUAAUUGUCAUGUGUGACGAGGUAUUGGUGGAAAAUGCUAUAAUCCAAUUAUUCGACCUCUCCAACUAUUCUGAUAGUUUGCCAACCGAGGCAAAAGAACGCUAUCUUUCGAAGUUGACAAGCAUCUUAUGCCAGAAUGAUCGGUCAAAUUUCCCAAUGUGAAUUUGCUGCCACAAAAUCCUUGAGGUGCUGUGAAAUGACCACUGCAGAGCAUUAACACUAUAUGAUGACCUUUACAACCAG
Molecule: messenger RNA, 452 nt
Organism: Daphnia pulicaria
Lineage: Eukaryota; Metazoa; Arthropoda; Branchiopoda; Diplostraca; Daphniidae
Exons: 4
Coding region: 27-371 (114 amino acids)
Source: RefSeq, a predicted model, not a curated record